Messenger RNA from Cylindrotheca closterium, 1593 nucleotides. The record is from the annotation of a GenBank genome assembly. Lineage: Eukaryota; Bacillariophyta; Bacillariophyceae; Bacillariales; Bacillariaceae.
AUGAAAGCUGAAUAUGAAGAGCACGACGCUAUUCUGAUCGCUCGUUGCAUGAUGCAGAUCAAAGCAAAGUUUGAUACUGAUGAAGGUCUGAGCUUCAUUCAACAGAAAUACAUCAAUCAAGGACUGAAGAAGUUCGGUGAUGAUGGAAAAGACGCUGUGGAUAAGGAAUUGAGACAAAUGCUCCUGAGAGAUUGUUUUACUCCCGAAUUUGUGAAAGACAUGACCGCGUCUGAGCGAAAGAAGGCCCAAUCAGCAAUGAUGUUACUUGCGGAAAAGCAAUUCGAAAAGACAAUUAAAGGUCGCCUGGUAUUCCGAGGCGAUGGAACUUGUGAAUGGUUAUCGCGAGAGGACACUGCAAGUCCAACUGCUUCACAAGAAGCAAUCACCACUACUUGUGUUAUUGAUGCACACGAAGGUAGAGAUAUAAUGACGCUGGACGUGCCUAACGCUUUCAUUCAAACUUAUAUGCCUGAUGCUAAGGAGGGAGAAGAUCGUAUCUACAUGAAAAUCACUGGCAUGAUGGUCCAGAUAUUGAUUGACAUGGCCCCAGAGUAUUGCAAAUACGUUGUAUUAGAGAACGGAAAACGAGUAAUCUAUGUUCGGCAAACUAUCAGAUUUCAUGUUGACGAUCUUAUGUCAAGUCACAUGGAUCCGAAAGUAAAUGACAAAUUUACUGAGUGGUUGAACAUGAGAUAUGGUUUGAUCCAGGCAUGUAAAGUCGUCAGAGGAAAGAUACACAGAUAUCUGGGAAUGACUUUGGAUGUCUCGGUGAACGGAAAACUCAAAAUCCGCAUGGACGACUAUGUCAAGAACAUGUUGGAAGACUUUCCUAUCAAGUUCAACAAGGAUUCAAAGCAGGAAACACCAGCUGGUAACGAUUUACUGGAGGCUGGGAAAGAAAAGUUACUCAAUGCUGAGUACCGUCAAAUCUUUCAUACUACUGUUGCAAGGGGACUUUAUGUCUCUAAGAGAGCUCGUUUGGAUAUCCAUCCAACGAUUACUAUUCUUGCCUCGAGAGUUCGAGAACCUACAGAGUCUGAUUGGAAGAAGUGUGUUCGCAUGAUGCAAUAUUUGUUUUGUACAUUGUUGUAUCACCUGACACUUUCCGCUGAAUCACUACAAGUCAUGAAAUGGAUGAUCGACGCAUCUUUUGCGGUGCAUCCAGAUUUCAAGAGCCAUACUGGCGGCACUCUGUCCUUUGGAGGAGGUGCAGCUCAAGUGAUGUCGAAGAAACAAAAAUUAAACAGCAGAAGCAGUACGGAAGCGGAACUGAUUGCUGUUGACAAUGUUGUCACAAUGAUACUAUGGACAAAGUUGUUCAUGGAGUGGCAAGGGUAUCCGAUCGAGAAGAAUAUCUUGUAUCAGGAUAACAAAAGCGCGAUUCUACUGGAAGAGAAUGGUCGCAAGAGCGCGGGCAAAAGAAGCGGAGCUAUGAAUAUUCGUUAUUUCUUUAUCACAGAUCAAGUUGAGAAAGGAAAUGUUAAGAUCAAAUACUGUCCAACUGACAAUAUGACUGCGGAUUUUAUGACUAAGCCAUUGCAAGGUGAGAGGUUUUGCAAGUUCAGGGAUCUGAUUCUUGGUCCACAGGACUAG